AGAAUCAAGUAGAAGUAAACAGUAAGCGCAAAAAUACCAAUUUGCUGCGAAAUCUUGCUAAUCGGUACGGUCGAGAAUGAGCCCAACAUCUCGCCAUCGGCACCAAGAUGGCAAACGGGACGCUGACGGGGAGUCUUCACGCGUAACUUUGGAGGAGGACAACGCGAUGCUGACGAACAAGCGAAACGAAAACAAGGCUUGGCCGCUUAAUGCGGGAGUUUCUCGCGAUCCUCGUGGUCUCUUCGGUGUUUACUUGCGACUACCCCGCGCCGCCCGCAUUCAGACCGACUACUACUUCAUGCCAGAUUUUUGUCGGAACGACAAGACGAAAGGUGGCGACGACCCGUCGGUGCGCGCGCACGAUUUUCCCUACAUGCUGACCGAGCAAUUUGGGGCGUGGGCAGGGUGGUUGGCAACCUACGUCCUCCCCUUCGCGGUAAUGGAGUUGGUGCUUUCAGCGGUUGGAUUCCUGCUGUGGGACACGUGGUUGUUCCGCGAUUGCCACCACGUUUUCAUCGACAUGCUGGUGCUCCGAGAAAAGUACCCGGCCGUCUUCGCAAUGCUGGCCGACAAAGAGAAACAACAACACUUCUACAAAACGCGAUAUCUGUCUGGAGAUGAGACCGCUGGCGGUGUUGGUAGUGGGGCAUGUCCCCUAUCCUCGACGCGAGUCCGCUUCCCACAUCGAUACAGAAUCGCGGAUCGACCACUACAAAGCGAGACGGAACUCAUGACGAAGCAAAGUGAAGACGAGGUCGAGGGUACUCAAUCGGAAAUUAGUACGUUCUUUACUAGUUGGCGGGUCGAGUUUUGAUCUUGUUGUGGUGAGAGAGGUGACUAGCUUUUCUCUGCCAUAUGAUCUUCACGAUUAACCCGCCUAGGUGGCUGAAAGUGAAGCAGAUUUUAUUCUUGUUUUUGUUUCUAUGGGACGACGACCGCUCAUCUUGCAGCCGGCGCGAUUAAUGAAUAUCUUUCCAAAACUCAGGGGUAGCGAGAAGCACGCUGCAAGAAUUCUGUUCAACAUUCUCAACUACAUCAAGCACACCCACCUGCCGAUCGAAAAUUUACACAACUUUUCCAUCUACUUGUAGCUGUACUGAAGUCUGAUGUUCAACUUUCUCAACAAAAGCCACGGCUUCUUGUCUUGUGUUUGUGAAGCCCAAAACGGGGGCUUACGGCGAGGACACUCAAAUCUGCGACUUGGCGGUUAUCCACGAUAUGUACAAGACGAGGAAAGCGGAUUGGAACCAAGCGCGGGUCGAUUUCCUGCUCUUUGAGGAACUUCUCGUGACAUCCCGCGACUUUCAGCAAGACUUGCUGCGCCACGGUCUCGUCAAAAGUACUUGUUGUACUCAACAAUUAAAUUUACCGUAAGUUUUUUUUUCAUCUUCUUCUGUCCCACGUUGUAACAAAAAUCUUCGAGUCGUGGUCUCUCGACGACGUAAGUGGCAUCAUCUACGUCUACAGAGGCAAAGUGAGAGGCUUUUUCCACUUUCGACGAACUUCAAAAAUAAGGUAUGUUCCACCCAUUGGUUACGAUUCGCAUUUGGACCAAGCGGCUUGGAGCGGGCCGGGAUCGCGACUUCGUCGCAGCACUUCUCAUUCCUGACGAGCACGAGAUAAUCUCCAACGGGAAACGCAACAAUUCACUUUUGGUCGAAGAACUCCCAGAAGAAGUAGAAUUCCUGACAAAGGAGAAAGAGAAUGACAAGAGUCACAAUACGAAUACGCGCUACGGUGUGCGGACCAAUUCGAACGCCAGUAUGAAAUACACAUGAAGAAACUUGACGGUUGGAAUUGGAAAAUCUAAUUUUUGUACGCCAAAUUGAAAUCAAGUAGAAGCAAAGAGCAAAAAUUUCCGUCCUAAAUCAAACUCCAGCACGACCAACUUAGUGAGUCAAUUCUCGUUUCGUUCCUCUUCGGAUUGUUCAAUUACAAUCAAUUAGGUGGCGGAUACGGCGGGUACAUGGAAAUUCCCUUUUUCGCGACGAUGCUUGAAUUCGCCCAAUGGGCGCAUAACCAAACGGACUUCAUGCCGAUGCUCGGACAUGAUUUUGCUGUAUGCAACGGGGGAGCGUAUUUUAUCGAGACCAACCCGAUGUGCAGCUAUACACGGUACGCCCAUCUUUUCGCGGCGCGGUGCAAGAAACAAAACGGGAGUAAACAUUUCUACACAUUAGAAGAAAUGGAGAGCUAUGUGAGAUCGCACGCAAUCGCAUGGGGGUUGGAUUCAUGAGACGAGCGACGCGCCCGAAAACCAAAACUCGUAUUACUACUGGAUUACGAUACAAUUGAUUCUAUGCAAAACAUUGAUAAUAUAUUUUUUCCGAAUAUUAAUGCUGCUCAUGGUCGUGAGAAAGUACUUAUUCGUCCUGGUGAAGUAGACAUGAAGAUUGAUAAGAAUUACAAUGAUUUAGAAAGAACGCGAAGCCGAAGCGGAUUUCCUAGGGAAUACGGGCAAAAGUGAAGACCAAUGUUGAAAUACUUAAGUUUUAUCUUUCUUGUUGCCAUUGCCAGAGUUUGAUGAAGUAAAUAUCCUUAUGGCUAUGUUCUAUAACUCUCGUGAAGCUUGACUAUUAAUUUUGAAAUUGAAAUUACGAAAAGUGGACGGCAAGAAACAACAAAUUGGACGACAUCAAUGUUUAUUUAAUUGAUUUAUGGAGUGCGAGUGGUAUUUCAUUUUCCGCAAUUGCAAUAUUGAUAUUCGAUGAUUAUCUGAAUCUGAAAACGAAAACGACGUCAGCACCCCUUUCUCCGUGCCCCUGUGAGCGCAACCGUUCUUCCAAAUAGAAGCAGUAGGUCAAAGACAUCAUGUACCUCCAGAAUACACCAGCUUCCACACAACAUCGAGCGAAUUGAAAUAAAAAUAGAGCUUGAAAAUUCCGCUUGGAUCUUCCAUCACAGCAGCAUCGCUCCUUUUCUUCCACCAUUUCAUCUCCUGAGCAUUCAGAAUCAAUCAGAGUACUUGAAGUUGAAGUCGCCAGUACACAUGUGCUCGGGCAACUAGGCGGAGAAGAAGAAUAUCUUGACCUUGAGAAGUACGUGUCUGGCGUUCACGGCCGAAGGCUCAUGGCGAAAGACGUCGUGCGCUUACUGGAAAAAAUAGCGAAGAAAGCAUCACUCUCUUUGAUUCAACUCGACUGAUCUCUCUUGAGUGCUGAAGAUUGUCGGACAAGGAUCAUUCACACAGCCUUGUUUUUGCAGGAGACGUGAUCAACUAAGUACGCUUUGGAUGUAAUAUUUCAAUUUUUGCAACAUGGGA
This is a messenger RNA of Amoebophrya sp. A25, 3262 nucleotides long. Lineage: Eukaryota; Dinophyceae; Syndiniales; Amoebophryaceae. The record is from the annotation of a GenBank genome assembly.